AGUUCACGAUCGGUGCAGUUGAUAAAUGGAGGAUUUGUGUUUGUCAAGGUAGUUUUGUUUACGCGAUAAUUUUCACUCGGAAUCAACUCCUCGCGUGUUUCGUGUGUGCUAAGAGGUAGAUGAAGGUGCGUAACAGUAUCCUUCGGUUUUCGCAUUAAAAUUGACAGGAUUUAAGAUGUCCCGUAAUCACAAGGACAAGUAUGAAAAUUCUAAUCCACAUCGUACGCACACUAUCAUGUCCACGGAGGAUGCAAACUCCGGGAAGAAAUCUUAUUGGCCGGAGUUGGAGAUAACAGGCAGUAUAAGAAAUUUGAGUCCAAAUUUAUGGCAGCUAACUCAUCUGACAGCAUUGUAUUUAAAUGGCAAUAGUUUACAAAGAAUACCAUCAGAGAUAUGCCGUUUAACGAAUUUACGUGCUUUAGAUCUGAGUAGCAAUAAAUUACGCAGUUUACCUGCGGAACUGGGGGACCUCAUCUAUCUCAGGGAGUUGUUAUUAAACCAAAACUAUCUUCGCGUGUUACCGUACGAGUUAGGAAAAUUAUUCCAGUUACAAGUGCUAGGACUUCAAGGUAAUCCUCUCAGCAAGGAGGUAAUGGCAUUGUACGGAGAACCAUCUGGAACUCACAAGCUGCUGUCGUAUAUGCUGGACAAUUUACAAGUAACCGCUAAUCAUCCGCCACAAAGACCAUGGAUUCCAUUGACAAGGCCCAAUAGGACAAGACCGACCUGUAUAUUUACGGUAAUGUGUUACAACGUGCUGUGCGACAAGUACGCGACACGGCAAAUGUACGGUUAUUGUCCAAGCUGGGCCCUCGAUUGGGAAUAUCGGAAAAAGGGAAUCCUCGAUGAAAUACGGCAUUAUGCCGCAGACAUCAUCAGCUUGCAGGAGGUCGAGACGGACCAAUUCUAUAAUUUCUUCCUGCCUGAGCUAAAGCACGACGGUUACGACGGCAUCUUCUCACCGAAAUCGCGAGCAAAGACAAUGGCCGAGAACGACAGGAAGUACGUCGACGGUUGUGCUAUUUUUUACAGAACAGCCAAAUUCACUUUGAUAAAGGAGCAUUUAGUCGAAUUCAAUCAAUUGGCCAUGGCAAACGCCGAAGGUUCGGACAAUAUGCUGAACAGAGUUAUGCCCAAAGAUAACAUUGGAUUGGCUGCUCUUCUUAGAACUAAAGAAGCCGCUUGGGACAACGGUCUGCCAUCAGAUCCAGCACAAGUACAACAGCCCAUUUUAGUUUGCACAGCCCACAUUCAUUGGGAUCCUGAAUUUUGUGAUGUUAAAUUGAUACAGACGAUGAUGCUUAGUAAUGAAUUACGUUCCAUUUUGGACCAAGCUGGUCAGUCUUUCCGACCUGGUCAUAAGCCUGACUCUUCCAACGUGCAGCUUCUACUUUGUGGUGACUUUAAUUCUCUACCUGAUUCAGGUGUUAUUGAAUUUCUUACGUCGGGACGUGUUGCGGCCGAUCAUCGCGAUUUUAAGGACUUAGCUUAUAAAUCAUGCUUACAAAAGAUAUCUGGUUGCGAUAAACCUAAUGAAUUUACACAUUCUUUCAAACUUGCAUCCGCCUACAGUGAAGAUAUUAUGCCUUAUACUAAUUACACGUUUGAUUUUAAAGGCAUAAUAGAUUACAUUUUCUAUUCGAAACAAAGUAUGGUACCGUUGGGACUUUUAGGACCAUUAAGCGCUGAUUGGUUUAGAGAACAUAAAGUGGUAGGUUGUCCGCAUCCGCACGUACCAUCUGACCACUUUCCAUUGUUAGUAGAACUAGAAAUGACACCAACAGUAGGAACAAGCAACGGUUUGAUCUCACGCAGGCUCUAGCAAUAUCACUCGCAGUCGACUACUAUUCUAAUAGCGAAUAUUACGAAUACUCCACAUUGCCGCACAUUCAACAUGCUGACAGACAUAUUGAUGAAUAAUUCUAAUGACCAGGUGAAGGGAGUCGUGUUGUAAUGCGUUUAGCCCAUGUAUAGUGUAUUGCAUUUUUAAGAACUAACUUCCCAUAUUAAGAGUACCAUAAACUCUCUAUUACCAUCAUAAUAUGUAGAUACACCUAUUUUCCUACAAAAAUGAUAUUCCGAUCAAGCCUCUGUGAUAUCUCGUCAUAAACAAUUGGAACAAUUUCACAUAUUUAUUAACUAACAAACUAGUAUCUACUAGAAAAAUCCUAAUCUCUUCCUAAAUGUCAUUACAACAUUCUCCAAGCCAACUUUUGAUAAGAAUGCUGCCAUCCAAUGACAAAUUGUAUUUUUAAACAAAAGAAAACAAAAAAAAUAUGAAAACAUACACGCUAUACUGGGCUGUGCGAAGUGAUCGGAGUUGACUUAACAAUUUUAAUCAAGUACAAAUCUGUUCUUAUUGGCCACGUAUAUUGAUAAUGAUAAUAUUAUAUAAGGAAAUAGAUGAUAUUUGUAGCAAAUGUAAUUGUAAGUAUGGUAAAAUGUAACGAUGUUCGUCUAUCAUAGUAAUAUUGAGAUAUAUCAGUUGACAUUCAUCAUUAGGUAUGUUCAGUUCCAAUUAUUAAUAUAUAUCACAUCCAAUUUACUACUUGAUAGUUCAGUUGUAAAGUAGAUAAAUAUUAUAGGUAUUGAAUACCUGAAAUCUUCGCGUUAUCUACAACUGCAUUUCUUUCGUCAGAAAUAUAUAUUAUUUGACGAUACCUUUGAUGCUGUGUAUUAUCAUUAAAAGCAGUAAAAAAAUUCACAAUUGUUAUAUUAAAUAUUUUAAGAAGAAAUAUAUAUAUAUAUAUAUGUGUGUGUGUGUGUAUAUAUAUAUAUAUAUCGAAAAUAAAUUGUUUGUAUGAGUGCAAUGAUUACGAUGGUUACCAUAUGUAAAAUUUGUAAACACACAACUGAAUUAUGCAAGUAGUCGAACAUUUAUUUGUCAAAGACGUAUGUGUAGUAAAUGUUGUAUAAAGUAGAUUAUUAUCUUAUAGUUUUAAUUACCGAUCGUAGAAAUGGCAUUCAAAACUGUACAUUGAUUCAUUCACAAUACAUUUUCAUGUGACAGAUACAUGGUCCUUGAAAAAAAAAAAAUGUAUUAAACUUUAUAUAGCUUAAUAACUUCGGGCCUAAUGUAAAACAUUAAUACUGUUUUCUUGCAAUACAUUUAACAUCAAACAUUUCAAUCGCAACAAAUACAUAAUCGUCAUAUCGUUUUAAUUAAUAGUAAAGGAAAAAAAAAAGAAAAAAAAAAAGAAAAAACAUAUGAGAA
Molecule: messenger RNA, 3214 nt
Organism: Vespa mandarinia (Asian giant hornet)
Lineage: Eukaryota; Metazoa; Arthropoda; Insecta; Hymenoptera; Vespidae
Gene: twin
Product: CCR4-NOT transcription complex subunit 6-like twin
Molecular function (GO): 3'-5'-RNA exonuclease activity
Source: RefSeq, a predicted model, not a curated record